AUGCGUUCAACAGAAAGUCUCCUAUUCCUGUCGGUGCGGUACAAUCUAUUGCUCGCCUCUGCUUUGAAUGCAAAACGUCAUUCGCGUUCAACUAUUGGCGAUAAAAUUCGCAAUAGCAAUGGUGAAGCGAAGGAGGUUGCAAAACAAGAGGCGAAGUCCCUCAAGGAGGAAAUCUCGUCUUUGGAACAACAGCUCUCCGAGAUCGACGAUAAAUUAUACUCGUUGGCUCUCACUAUUCCCAAUGAUACGCAUCCGGAUGUUCCAAUAGGGCCUGAAGAAGCUGCAAAUAUUGUUGCUACGCACGGCCCUAAGCCUAUUGAUUCAAAUCUUAAACGAGACCACGUCUCCGUAGGCAAGGCUCUCGAUCUUUUUGACCUGGAGCAAGCAGCAACCGUCACGGGCUCUUCCUGGUAUUACCUACUGAACGAAGGCGCAUUACUUGAAAUGGCUCUAACUCAGUAUGCUCUUUCAAAAGCCGUUGCGCGGGGUUUCAAACCUGUGACAACACCGGAUGUCGUGAAGGCUGACGUAGCCAUGAGGUGCGGUUUUCAGCCAAGGGACCAGGGUGACCCUCCCGUUCACCAGAUGUACCAUCUGCAGAACACAAACCCAGCUCAACCAGAACUAGUGUUAAGUGGGACGGCAGAGAUUCCCCUCGGUGGCCUCUUUGCAAACUCAGUCUACCAGGAGGAAGAGCUUCCGUUAAAAGUCGUAGGCCUGGGCCGAGCGUUCCGAUCAGAGGCUGGAGCACGAGGUGCUGACACGCGAGGAUUGUUUCGCGUUCAUCAGUUCUCAAAGCUCGAGCUAUUCGCAGUUUGUGCUCAAGAAAGCAGUGAAGAUGUGAUGAAGGAGAUGGUCGACCUACAAGUUGAUAUCUUUAGCGGUCUUGGAUUACCUUUGCGCAUACUUGAUAUGCCAACGGAAGAACUCGGUGCAAGUGCUUAUAGGAAAUUUGACAUCGAAGCGUGGAUGCCUGGGAGGGGCAACUGGGGCGAGAUAUCUUCCACCUCGAAUUGUACAGACUACCAAGCUCGACGAUUACACAUUCGGUAUAAACGCAGCUCAUCGUCACCAGCAGACCCACCCCAAGGAACUGCUCCUAUACCUUUUUCCCAUACUUUAAACGGGACGGCAGCUGCUAUCCCUCGGCUUAUUGUCGCGAUCUUGGAGAAUGGCGCACGGUUCGACGAGGACGGAAAAGUAGUCGGUCUUGAUCUUCCUUCCGCUUUGAAACCUUUCUGGAUAGGGUCUACAGAUGGGAUACGAAUGGAAUGGUACUAAUCUGGUAGCGUAGAUAACAUGAAAAGUAAUGUUCAAUAAUUUUAUGAGUAUAAAAUCACCAC
This is a messenger RNA of Fomitiporia mediterranea MF3/22, 1343 nucleotides long. Its product is annotated as seryl-tRNA synthetase. Gene Ontology annotation, molecular function: serine-tRNA ligase activity; ATP binding; tRNA binding. Lineage: Eukaryota; Fungi; Basidiomycota; Agaricomycetes; Hymenochaetales; Hymenochaetaceae. Gene Ontology annotation, biological process: mitochondrial seryl-tRNA aminoacylation. The record is from RefSeq and is a predicted model, not a curated record. Gene Ontology annotation, cellular component: mitochondrion. The transcript has 3 exons. The coding region runs from base 1 to 1281 and encodes 426 amino acids.